UGUACAGGAAGCAGACGACAUGUAAACAAAACAACUGCGCGCGAUAUUCGGUGUACGUGUGUCGUGUAUCGGCAACAAAAUCUGCUGUUUUGGUUUUGCGGAGGACACGUAAAAUGAGGGCCUAGGCCUACUUUGUUUUUAUUCACAGGCAUCACAAGACUUGACGAAAAAAAAUGGAACCGCCAAAAUUGUGAGCGAUUAUGGAUAGGCUGGAAGACGACAUUCCAUGCUACAAAAAGAAGGACUGUGAUGCUUUUGCAGUAAAGCAACUACUGGCUCUCAGCGUGAGUUCAUCAGAAUACCCGAAGGAGUAUGGGGACCCAGGCUACCCACCAACUUCCUGUAAAAGGAUCAGCAGGCAAAAAUAUCAACCAGUUAAAGAAAAAGAAGUUACGAAUGAGACACAUGAAGAAAAAUCACAAGCAAGGUUGACCACUGCUGAUAUGUAUCUACUUCGAUUGAAAGAAAACAAUGAAAAUGGUGCACUUGUACACGAUGAUUUCUGCGGAUGGCAGUUAUGCCCAACUAUCCACGCCGAAACUGUCAAACAUGGAAUCGUCGACGCAAGCCGUCUGAAACCCAGAAACAAGAUAUUCAACGCGAUUCACCGCAGCGUGAACAGCGCCACCGGCAAAUUGAGCGCGCGGACUUCAACACCGCCGUCGAAACUGAAAACGUGUCUGAGUACCCGGUUGGACUGUCAGCGACCAAGUAGUGUUUCAUCACACCCUUCUAGUAGCAAUAAUCGGAAGGAGGAGCUAGGGGUCUGGCAGGAACCACCCCCUCCUGUUCCUAUAGAGUAUAACUUCAAGUAUCUCAAACAUCCCAGGCAGUAUUCAGAUCAAUACAGAGAGGCUUACACCUACACCAAGAUGAAAGAGAAGAGCCUUGGUCGAUGCUCCUUCAUUGGUGGAGUCAUUGUUCCCCGACAAAGAAUGAGAUGUGUGAAGGGGAAAGCAAUGAUCAGCGGUAAAUUAUCCAGCCCAUCAUCAACACCAACUUGCUCUGAUCCAGAUCAAGUCAAGUCAUCGAUGAUCAACUGGCAACUGAACCACCAAUUAGUAGAGUCUUGUGACGUGGAGCUGUCUGUCAAUAAUCCCUCACCCACUGAGAUAGCCAUGCUGUCGAAGAUUCCUCACAUCCAUCGCUCUUCACCGUCAAUUCCGAGCAACACUAACGGCAAGUAUGGUGGAAAAGGCACAGACAAGCCUUAUCCAUUCCAACUCAACAUCUCGGCCGACGCACAGACUGUCAUUGCACCAACCGUCAAGAAAUGCGGCCACCCCAUCUUCAUCCAUUGACAAGAACAUUUCUUGAUAAUUUAUUUGUUGCAAUUUUUUUUUGAUCUGUCAUUCCCAUUUCUUUUGUUUUCUUUAGUUAUUUUUUUAAUGUCAUUUUAUU
Patiria miniata (bat star) is the source of this 1401-nucleotide messenger RNA. RefSeq lists its product as uncharacterized. NCBI's taxonomy places the organism in Eukaryota, Metazoa, Echinodermata, Asteroidea, Valvatida, Asterinidae. The coding region runs from base 201 to 1301 and encodes 366 amino acids. The transcript is spliced from 7 exons. The record is from RefSeq and is a predicted model, not a curated record.